AUGAUGGUGCCAACCAAUACAUUUUUCACUAUGAGAUCAGUGUUGAUCUUCAAAAGAUCAUUGGGACUGACAAGGUACCUCCAGGCCAAGAAGAAAUCGGGCCUGAAGAGAGGAAAAGAGGAGGUUAUCAUUCAAAAGUAUUUUGGUAGACCUAGUAGUCAUUUAUCAGCAGGUAUUGUGGGACUUGCCAAUGUGGGAAAAUCAACGUUCUUUCAAGCAGUCACCAAAUCAGAAGCAGGAAUUGCUGCCAAUUAUCCAUUUGCAACCAUUGAACCACAAGAACUUUUGAUUAAUAUUCCAUCCUGUAGAUUAGAUUUCUUACAAUCGCUCUACCAAUCGAAGAAACAAAUAAAGGGAACACUUUCAAUUUGCGAUAUAGCGGGGCUUACAAAGAAUGCUUCAAAAGGUGUGGGUCUUGGAAAUCAGUUUUUAAAUGAUAUCAGACAAGUUGAUGGGAUUUUCCAAGUGGUCAGAGGUUUCAGAGACGAUGAAAUCACCCAUAUUGAAGAAAGUGUUGAUCCUGUUAGAGAUUUGGAAAUUGUUAGCGAGGAGUUAGUAUUUAAAGAUCUUGAUUUUGUCGGGGUUGCAAUUGAGCUGUUGGAGAAAAAAAUCAAGUAUAAUAAGAACCCAAUGGAAUUGAGGGUAAUGAAAAGUGAAUUGGAUGCUCUCAAGAAAGCAGAGGAUAUUCUUCUUGAAGGUAAAAAGAUUUCAAGCGUGAAGACUUGGACUAAUGAUGAUAUCGAUGGGUUAAACAGACAUAAUUUAUUGACUGCCAAACCAACCACGUAUCUUCUAAAUGUCAAUGAAGAGGAUUAUCUAAAUCAACAGAAUGAAUUUUUGCAACCCGUGAAAAAUUGGAUCGACGAGAACUCUCCAGAUGAUAAUCUUUUGAUUUUCUCAGCGGCAGUGGAGACCAAGAUCAAGAACGGCGAAGAUACUCUACAAUCAGCAAUUCCUCAAAUCUUGCAAGAAAUGAAAAAUAAUUUGAAUCUAAUCAGUUUCUUCACUUGCGGACCUCUUGAAGUCAGAGAAUGGCCAGUGAGAAAGAAUAGUAUGGCGCCACAAGCCGCAGGGAUUAUCCACACUGAUUUGCAAAGUACAUUCAUUUCAGCUGAUGUGAUAUCCUACAGCGAUUUGGAUCAACAGACCCCAGACACUUUCUCAUUGGCCAAAUUGAAGUCUGGCGGUAAAAUAAGAAAGGAAGGUAAACUGUAUGUUAUCGAAGAUGGUGAUGUUAUGUUAGUUAAAGCUGGUGCUGGUAAAGCUAGAUAA
Saccharomycopsis crataegensis is the source of this 1272-nucleotide messenger RNA. It is a transcript of the gene YLF2, whose product is annotated as Ylf2p. Gene Ontology annotation, molecular function: GTP binding; ATP hydrolysis activity; ATP binding. The coding region runs from base 1 to 1272 and encodes 423 amino acids. Gene Ontology annotation, cellular component: cytoplasm. NCBI's taxonomy places the organism in Eukaryota, Fungi, Ascomycota, Saccharomycetes, Ascoideales, Saccharomycopsidaceae. The record is from RefSeq and is a predicted model, not a curated record. The transcript has 2 exons.